Molecule: messenger RNA, 3437 nt
Organism: Schizosaccharomyces japonicus yFS275
Lineage: Eukaryota; Fungi; Ascomycota; Schizosaccharomycetes; Schizosaccharomycetales; Schizosaccharomycetaceae
Product: exchange factor Cdc25p-like protein
Exons: 1
Coding region: 106-3225 (1039 amino acids)
Biological process (GO): small GTPase-mediated signal transduction
Molecular function (GO): guanyl-nucleotide exchange factor activity
Source: RefSeq, a predicted model, not a curated record
GUAGUAGCUCAGCAGCACGAGGACAACUUUCAGCGACUUCUACAGAUUCUGGGUUACACGAGUAUACGCUCUCCCGGACUUCCUAGAGACGAAAGAACGGAUUCCAUGACCGAAGAGGAGGAGUUCAAGGAUUCAUUAGAAAUGUUUGAAGAAGGGGGCAGUGACCCACGGAAUCGGGCAAGGAAUAUGCUUGCGCCUAGCAAUAGCAGUGUCGUCGAUAUGGAUGACAACCGCAGUAUCAGAACAGCAACGCUGUCUGAAAUUGACGAUAAAAGUGUACGCGAUCACCCAAUGUCUUCACAGGCUUCCAUUGCUCAUUCUGUUGCGCACUCGGUCGCUCAUUCGAUUGCUCAUUCUGAAGCAAGCACAACAAUAUCAGUGGCUCACAGCACGGCUGCUAGCGUAAUUGAAAGAGAAAGAGAGAGAGAGGCAGCAGCAGCAGCUGCUGCGAAGGCAGACAAACAGGUGUAUCAGGUGCCUCAGAUGACACCUGAUGGACGGAUCUUUUUUGCGGAUUCUGAAACUAGAUCGUCUAGCUGGGCUCUUUCUUUUCGACCAACGACCGGUGCGAGUUCUUUAAUGCCAAGUGCGAAUCUCUCGUCAUCCAAAUUGCCUAUGUCGGAUAUAGCUCGGCGACGCCUGAGCUAUACGACAGGCUUUCGGCCUCCCACUACGGACCCGGAUGAUGUGGCCGUUGCACGCAAGGUCAGCAUACCCCUAAGUUUACGCUCGGAAAGCAGUGCAAGCAGCACGCCCAGCACAUCCACAGCCGCCCUUGCUAGCGGUGUCAGUGUGAAACGCAAAGCGUCAGCCCAUAGUCGAACAUGCUCCAUCGCUUUUGGCGGCACGGAGCUGGAAAUGUUUCCCCCGGAGAAGCCUGUUUGUCUUCAAAAUCUCUACAACCUGAUGACUGCUUUGUGUUCAGAUCUUCACGUGUUUGUGAAGGACAACGACUUGGAGCAGACACAUGCAACUGCCAGUAAGCUUCGUGCGUUGUCAUUCGAUCUUUUCGUCCGCUCUGGUUUCUUCCAUUUCAUGUACUCAGACAGAGAUGAAGCCCAAAGUGCAAUGGUCAGAACUCACUUCCGCCAUACUUUCUCGCAAAUGAGUAAACUGAUACUGAUGGCUGACUCAUGCCUCAGUUACAACAAACCCCGUGACUACCUUGAUUACCUGCUAAAGGUUGGCCACUCUGUCAAGCUGCAUGUGCAAGAGUUCGUCACGUAUUGUGCGGGCAUUGCUGCGACUCUUCCAGCUAAGGUUCUUCCAGCUUUCGUUGAGAACGCAGUUCGAGGAGGUGAGUGGUCUACUAAUGAUUCUAAAAAUUGCUCUUCCCGACACCAGUGGUCUCUUCUUUCCUCGGCUUACAUUGCCUCGUUAAGUGAUUUGUUUUUUGGUUUUGAAAGAAUGGGUAACAACCUUUCUGACACAAUGAGCAUUGCCGGGAACAACGAGGAUGCAUUGGUGCAACCUACAAUCGCCUUGUUGCACAGUGGCCACAGCAUUCUUUCUCACAUGGAAACUCUUGACCUUGGUCCUUUCAUUCAUCACGCCUCCUCUCACGUCCGGACCAUGGCGACAGACUUUUUGGACUGUAAGCAAUAUUGCUACAAUCUUUUGACCGAUCUUUUUAUGAAACUGCAAACAUGCGUUCAUGAUUCGGAUACCCUUUCUCAUCAACUCACCUCUCUGAACAAUACAUUCCGUAGUGCUGUUGUCACACUGAACAUUUUAGAGCAAGAACGCCCGACUUCCCUUGACCCAGUCAUUGUGGAGCGUUCAUCGUUCCAAAGCUCGGAGGACCAGCCUAUCGACUCAUUGCUAAUGUCACCCAUGGAGAAAUGCUGUUCCCGUGAUACUGAUUUGUCCCUCACUCGCUUCCAGCAUCUUCGUGACAGUGAUGCCUCCUCUCCUUCGUUAUCAAGCGCUGACACUCCCCGUCCUGGCAGUUCAAUGGAUGACGAUCCCAUGGCUCAACCUUGGUACUUGCUUGACAGCAAUGAUGGCGAUCUUGUCUAUAAUCGCAAAAACCUGAUCAAGGCAGGUACUUUGGAGGCUUUAAUCUAUUUCCUUGUAAAGCACAUUCGUUCUAGACGCACAUUCACCAAAGUGUUUUUCUUCACUUAUCCCACAUUUACCAGCUCCAUUGAUCUAUUCCGAGCUCUGCGCGACCUGUAUUUGAUUCCUCCUCCAGAGGGCUUGUCUACGUCUGAAUACAGCGUUUGGAUAUCGCAUCGUAAGAAGCCAUUGCAGGAGAACGUAUGCUUUGCCUUGCAGGAAUGGCUUCAAAAAUACUUUGCUGAUGAUAUUUCGCCGCCGGUGGCAGCGCGGUUGUUCUCCGAAAUUCGCGCAUUCAUUAUCCAAAUGGUGCAAUCAACCUUUCCCUCUGCUCAGGAAAUUCUGAAGCAACUCGAUGAGUUAUCUGUUCCUGACCGCAACAUUGUCCGUGAGCAGCGUCUUAUGGUCCGUCCCGCAAAGCCGAAUUACCGCGUUGCAUUGUUGGAGUUGGAGCCCGACACACUUGCCGAACAAUUCUCUUUAAUUGAGCAUUCCAUCUUUUGCGCUAUUCUCCCUCAUGAAUUUCUUAAGAAAUCUUGGAGAAAGAGUGCUUCUGAUACCCAGCAUCAUAUGAUACGCCAUAGCAUUGCGUUCUCCAACAGUUUCGUUUACUGGAUAAUCAACUCUGUUUUGACUCGUCCUAACUUGGAGGAACGAAUUGCUGCCCUUCGUUUCUUCAUCGCCUUCGGUAUUAAGUGCCUGAACAUGAACAAUUUCUCCGCAGUUGUUUCCGUAAUUUCUGCUCUUGAUUCUGCACCCAUAUAUCGCUUGCGCUCUUGUUUCGGAGCACUCGAUGCUUCUGAUAAAGCUCAUCUUCAGGGCUUGCGAGAAAUCGUCGAUUCCCGGAAGAACUUCAAAACGUAUCGUACGCUCCUCAAGCGUGCAAGACCUCCAUGCGUUCCCUUUUUGGGUGUCUUGUUGUCGGAUCUUACUUUUAUUGACGAUGGCAUGCCGGACAUGUUGAACGAUUCUCAGUACUUCAUUAAUUUCGGUAAGCGCCAUCGCCAAUACGAAGUCAUUGCUGAUAUUAUAUGGUUGCAAUCAACUGAUUAUGGGUUUACACCUUUGCCAGACUUGCAGGCGUAUAUGAUGAAGUCCUUCAGAAAUGCGAACCAGGAUGUUACAUCUCUUUACGACUUGUCACUUGCAGUUGAGCCCCGACAAUAAGGUGUUUUUUUAAUUCCCUUUUUUGUUUCUCCCCUAACGACCCACAUAUCUUGUCCCUGUUCUUACCACUUAAUUGCCUCUUCUGGAUUUCCUUUUUGGUGCUUAUUUCAUUUUUGCGUUCUUUGUAUGUCUAUAAUAAUAUGUAUGGAUUUUCGUCAUAUAAAUGGUUGAGAGCGAAAUUGGUAAUUCUUUCUGGUCGAUUAGUUUUAUGU